UUAAGCCUCUGCCGUGCAUUAAGAACCCUACGUUGAAAAUUGAGGGGCAGAAGUUACCUUAUAAGUUCGAACAUAUAUAUAUUAAAUGGCAGCAGUAGCAGUGGAUUCUCGCUGCGAUUACUUACUUUGAGUAAUAAGUUGUGCGUGUUUCGGAAAUUGUGUCUUCCUCAUAAAUCUUCAGUUACGUCCAAUGGAUACGGAGAACGAAAAUGGUCCAAUCACCACACUCGUUGCUCAGUUUAACACGGGCGAUCCAUCGAGUUCUGUUGCAGCAGCGUGGCCUGCGCAACAGCACUGGAGUUGGUCCUUUCAAAGGACAGUUGCUUUCUCUGCUCAUUCUUCUUAUCGCUUUCAUAGUCAGUAUGAGGAGUUUCGUUUCCAAGUUCCUGGACAUGAACCCUGGCAUUCGAUCGAGGGACGUUCUCGAGGAGGGGGAAUGGUUGACAAAGAGCGGUUGUUCAGUCACCGUAAGCUAACAGAGACAGUGUUCGUUACUGCCGCCCAAGGAGCUCUGGCUUUAUUCACCUUUUUGUUCGCACCUGGUGGUGGAUCAACAUGUUGUUACAUGACCGGAAACCUGGAGCUUCUACAAUCUUGACUGGCGUCGGAUGCGCUACUACUGUUUACGGAUUCCUGGCUGUUAUGGGCGUGGUUUUACACGAUCAUCUCAUUCUAUGGGUCUUCGGUGGCGCCUGCAUUGCAUCAACCCCGGCGAUAGCAAUUUUUUUGAAGAAAAAAACUCACUAAUUAAAAAGUGGUAGGAGUAAAAUUCGACUAAGUAAUUGAGAUUCUCUUAUUUGGACUAUAUAAGGUAAAGUAAACGUUUUCCGUUUUACCCUUUAUCCACUAGUUUCCAGUACAGAUAAAAACUGAACUAUCACACAAACACACCCAAAAAAGGAUAAUUGGAAAGAGCAAAUAUAUAUAUUUGAAAAAUAGUUUAUUUUGUAGAGAGUUUAACUAAUAUCCAAAACUCAAGAGGAACUGCCGCCCAACCACAUUUAACCCCAAUGGACUCAUCUCAAGCAGCAAAGACUGAAGCUCACUCAUCAGGGACCAGCCACAAUUACCGUCCACAACUCAUCAGCAGUCGAAACUUAGAGGGACAACCGGCGAAAAGGAACUGAAAUCUGUUUUUUCUUCUAAUUUCUUGUUAAUUGAAAGAUUAUAAUGGAGCUAAAGUCCUUUUUGCCACUAUCUUUCUUUUUAUUUGCCAGAUGAAUUUAAAAGUUAUUUUCUAUAGCUUUUUUUGGGAAUUGAGUAUUUACGGUGCAGGGUCAAGAAU
Messenger RNA from Pistacia vera, 1285 nucleotides. RefSeq lists its product as uncharacterized. The record is from RefSeq and is a predicted model, not a curated record. Lineage: Eukaryota; Viridiplantae; Streptophyta; Magnoliopsida; Sapindales; Anacardiaceae. The transcript has 2 exons. Bases 191 to 598 code for a protein of 135 amino acids.